Molecule: messenger RNA, 544 nt
Organism: Neolamprologus brichardi
Lineage: Eukaryota; Metazoa; Chordata; Actinopteri; Cichliformes; Cichlidae
Source: RefSeq, a predicted model, not a curated record
CUCCGGCACUUUAAUCCAGGCCUGGUUGUGUUUUUAACUGUAUUUUUUUUUUUAUUGUACUUUAAUUGCUUCUCAUAGCUCAAGCACAGCUAUUGAUCCAUUUAUGACAAGCUGAUCAUUCUGAAGCUUUCAGCAAAGUGAACUCUGGCAUGACAACAUGAAUUCACCUUACACAGCUGUGCAGUAUUACCCUGAGUUUCCCUUUCGGCGACUCAGGGACCCUUCAGCUCGUCUGUCCUGGAGAGAGGGCUCAUUCCUCACCACCAUGUCCCAGAAUCAGGCAGCACAGACAACUGACUUGUUCAGCCAAGAUGUGUUCAACCAGCUGUUUGAUAUGCUCGACCAAUCUGCCAUUCAUUCAGUCCAGCCCAUCGAGCUGAACUUCAGCGACAGUCCGGCCGACGGGUCGACAGGAAACACCAUUCAGAUCAGCAUGGACUGCAUAACCAUGCGUGAGCCGGAUGAACCGCUUUCUAAUGAGACUUUAGAGCUGACUGUGCACUCAAGUGUGGCUGGUCCAGAUGUGGUGAGGACACAGGCUUAA